AUGGACAAGGUAGGGAAAGUUGAUAUUACUAUAAUAUAAGUCGUAGUUUGAUUUUGAGGAUAGUUUAACAAUCUUUAAAUUCUUUGAAAUUUGUAACCAUAUAUUUUAUAAAUUUGUUAAUGAUUUCAUUUUAGACUGAACUGAACGAACUUGAAGUGAAGCCGACUCUGGCCAAACUCAGAUGGAACCAGCCAGCUUCAGCUUGUGUGGUGGAAGUGUUGGACGUGCUGAGGGAAGUGUUGGAGGACUUUAAAGGACGACUUGACAUUGUUGACGUGGAAAGUGUCUUUGAAAGACCAUCUGGAGAGUUGGGUUAUCUUCAGGACCAGUUUUAUACGGCUUACAAAACAUUGGUAAGUAUAUUGUAAGUGGGUUGAUUUUGGUGGAUUGGUACUUUUUAUAUAAGGGUUUAUUGUAACAUGAGCUUAAAAGUUUUAUGGGCAUGGCAUAAUUUAGAGCAUUAUAACUUUGUUUAAAUUUUUUAUGUUGAGUUGGAAGUAGAACAAGUCUGAGGUACUGUGUCACAAAAAUGGUUGUUUAUACGCUUUAAAUUUUAGAUAUACUGUAAUAAUAAUUUAAUAAUAAUUAAAAUGUUAUAAUUAUAUCAACUUCAAAUAAAAACAUUAUGUUUUGCUAUUCUAGUUGAUUACUGUAACUUUAGUGUAUUAUUUUCAGUCUAAACAAGAUCAACGUGGUGGCUUCGUUUGUGGCUUCGAAAACAAGGAUCCUGCAUCACCAGCGACGUCUUCUGUGUCAGUAACUUCACGAUCGCCUACUACAGGCAAAUAA
This is a messenger RNA of Bursaphelenchus okinawaensis, 789 nucleotides long. NCBI's taxonomy places the organism in Eukaryota, Metazoa, Nematoda, Chromadorea, Rhabditida, Aphelenchoididae. The record is from the annotation of a GenBank genome assembly.